CUCCGUGAGGAGAGACGCCGAGCUGUUUCAAGACGUCUGAAGACAUGUCUCUAGAGACGGAAACCAGACCGUCAUCGGCCGGGGAAGAGCAGGUGACAUCGUGCACGCCGUAUAAACGGAUCGUCGAGAAAGAUUGCACGGAGGUUAAGCUUCUGGAUUUGAGUUCUGGAGACCCUCACGGCGCUGGAAUCAAGCCGAUAACCUUUGUGAGACAGGUGGCGGCUGGAUGUAUGUAUCCCAGAAUCCUGCGGGGCGACGCUCUUCCUCCCGACGCUCGACUCCGAGCCCAAAAACUCCUCAGUCACUUUGAUGGAGGCAGUGUCGGUUCAUACACUGAGUCCUGUGGAUCAAUGCAAGUGAGGAACACUAUAGCAAAGUAUAUUUCUCUGCGGGACGGCGGCGUCCCGUCCAGUCCAAAGCACGUCUUCAUCACUGUUGACGCCCAGAGAGCUUUGAUGGUGAUGCUGCGGCUGCUCUCUCAAACAGAGGGCGUGUCUGCGGUUAUGAUCCCAGACCCCGCCCCUCACACGCUGACACCCCUCCUGGAUAGGAUGGGUGUGGUCCCGGUGACCUAUCAGCUGCAAGAGCAGAGUGGGUGGAGCUUCGAGAGGGCGGAGUUAAAUAGAGCCAUUCGGGAGUCAAGAGGGCGUUGCUUUACACGGGCUAUUUACAUCAGUAACCCCGGUAACCCCACAGGUCACGUUCAGAGCAGAGAGAGCAUUCGGGAAGUGAUUCGCUUCGCUGCAGACGAACGUCUUUUCCUGUUGGUCGAUGAGGUUUAUCAGGACACCGUUGCGGACGGCUCAGAGUUCGUGUCCUAUAAGCGUGUUCUGGCUGAGAUGGGCGAACCUUAUUCUGAUGGAGUUCAGCUGGCCUCGCUGCAUUCGCUCUCCAACGGCAUCAUGGGAGAGUGUGCUUUCAGGACGGGGUUUAUGGAGCUGGUGAACGUUGAUGAAGCCGUGAUGUUUUACGUCGAGGUUCUUCUGACCGGAGAUCUGUGCCCUCCUGUGAUUGGUCAGAUCGCUCUGGAUGCCAUGGCUGAUCCGCCCCGUCCUGGAGAACCUUCCUACGCUCUAUACACACAGGAGGUGACAUCUCGACUAAUGACUCUGAAGUCUAAUAUGUCCAGAUCUGUUGAGUUCAUUAAUGAUCUUCCAGGAUUCAGCUGUCAGUCAGUUCAGAGUGGAAUCUUCAUCUAUCCACACCUGACUCUUCCUCACUCAGUGCAGACACAGUCAGUGGGGUUGUUGUACAGCAGGAGGUUGUUGGAGGAUCAGGGUGUGUGUGUUGGGUUUAGUGAAGAUCACACACAUUCACAGAACUGCUGCCACUUGAGACUGUGUGUGCUGAUGCCAUCAGAAGAACUGGAAGGAGCUCUCCAUCGCCUUCGAUGUUUUCACUUUCAGUUCCUUAAAGAAUACUGCGGCACCGAAGAAACAGAGCCUUUAAAUGAGUUUAAUUAACAGAUGAACUCUACUAGGGCUGUUGUGUCGCACAUUAUCACGUAAAUCAUAUUAGUUACACAUUAUGUAAACUCUUUGGCGCACAAAUCAGUUUAUUAGCAUUUAAUAUAGUAAUAUCAACACACGUAUUAGUCGGUUCUAAUUAAUAAAGAAGUGCCUUUCAUAAAGUAAGUGAUCAUAAAGUAAGUGUAUACUUUUGAAAGUCUGUUAAAUGCUUUUAUAGGAAUACUUCUCUUUUUAGUCAAUAUUGGGAUCUCUAGAUAGAGGAGUCACUUAACAGCAAAGCAUGUCAUUUUGCCAUCAAACAAAUAAACAAAACUCUGUGGAAUA
This is a messenger RNA of Puntigrus tetrazona (Sumatra barb), 1793 nucleotides long. It is a transcript of the gene gptl, whose product is annotated as alanine aminotransferase 2. The record is from RefSeq and is a predicted model, not a curated record. Gene Ontology annotation, molecular function: L-alanine:2-oxoglutarate transaminase activity; pyridoxal phosphate binding. Gene Ontology annotation, biological process: biosynthetic process. NCBI's taxonomy places the organism in Eukaryota, Metazoa, Chordata, Actinopteri, Cypriniformes, Cyprinidae. The transcript has 11 exons. The coding region runs from base 45 to 1463 and encodes 472 amino acids.